AUGACUAUCGACAUAAAUGAUAUUGAUCUUAGUUCCAAAGACAAAGGGCCUGAGAUCUACCACCACGAAGAAAAAGGUGCCAAUGCUUCACACUAUGAAGAAAAAGGUAUCGCUUCACACCUUGAAGAAAAAGAUGGAUUAGAAAUUGUUGAUAAAGUGUCGUUGAACGAAGAAUUGGCUCAAAAUUUGGAUCUUCCAGAAUCAUUGAAGGACUUGACAGAUGAAGAAUUUGAGGCAUUGGAAAGACGUACCAAGAGAAAGAUCGAUUUGAGAAUCUUGCCUAUGGUUGUGUUAAUUUACAUUUUGAACUACUUGGACAGAAAUAAUAUUGCGGCUGCCAGAUUGGGUGGUUUAGAAGAGGACUUAGGGUUGGUCGGGUCCCAAUACCAAACAUGUAUCUCCAUUUUAUUCGUUGGUUAUAUUUUGAUGCAAAUUCCUGCUAAUAUGUUCUUGAAUAAAAUGGGUAAGCCUUCCUUAUUUAUCUCAUGUAUUAUGACUGCUUGGGGUAUCAUUUCCACAUGCACUGGUGCUGUUCAAGGAUAUGGUGGUCUUAUGGCUGUGAGAGUGCUUCUUGGUUUCGUUGAAGCAGGGUUUUUUGGUUCUUGUUUAUACUAUUUAUCGUGUUGGUAUACGAGAAAGGAAUUAACCUUGAGAAACUCCAUUCUUUACUCCGGUUCCCUUAUUUCUGGUGCUUGGAGUGGUCUUAUUGCAUCUGGUAUUGUUGAGAAGAUGGAUUAUAAGAUGGGCUUGAGGUCAUGGCGUUGGUUGUUUAUUAUUGAAGGUGCCAUCACUGUUUCUAUUGUUCCACUUUCCUAUUUAAUUUUACCAGAUAUGCCAAAAAAUACCAAGUUUUUAACUCAACAGGAGAAGGAUAUUGUUAUGUGGAAGUUAAGAAUAGAAGUCGGUCAAGAUGAUUCUGAUCAAGAAAAUCAAGAGAGUUAUAAGGGUGCCUUCCUUUUGGCAAUUAAGGAUCUCAAAAUUUGGUUGCUUACGAUAACGUUCUCAUUCUUGGUUGCAGCCUGUGGUGUUACUAAUUUCUUCCCUACCGUUGUUGGAACGUUAAACUUCGACAACAUGACCACUUUAUGUCUUACUGCUCCUCCAUAUUGUAUUGCUGUCGUCGCAACAUUCUUAUGGGCAAGACAUGCGGAUAAGACUGGUGAAAGAUAUUUCCAUGUCGUCAUCCCAUUGAUCAUAGCAUUAAUAUCAUUCAUCAUAUCCGCUGCCACAUUAAACGUCGGAGCAAGAUACUUCGCUAUGUGUAUUAUGAUUCCUUCCUUAUAUUGUUCGUUUACAACUAUUUUAUCUUGGAUGUCAAAUUGUGUUCCAAGACCACCUAUGAAGAGAGCUAUUGCGAUUGCCAUAAUGAACUGUAUUGGUAAUUCGACCUCUAUCUGGAAUUCUUAUUUGUAUCCAUCAAGUGGUGCUCCACAAUUUAUGGUUGCAUUUGUUUGUAACUGUGUGUUUAUUUUAUGCUCCAUUGUUGCAGCUACUUUAUUAAGGCAGAGAAUUGUCAAAUUAAAUAAGAGAAUUGAUGCAGGUACUAUGAAAUGGGAGAACGAAUUAGGGAAAGGUAAUGACGGUUCUAAAAUCUCACCAGAUUUCAAAUACUUAUACUAG
This is a messenger RNA of Debaryomyces hansenii CBS767, 1620 nucleotides long. RefSeq lists its product as uncharacterized. Gene Ontology annotation, molecular function: transmembrane transporter activity. Gene Ontology annotation, cellular component: membrane. Gene Ontology annotation, biological process: transmembrane transport. The transcript has a single exon. The record is from RefSeq and is a predicted model, not a curated record. NCBI's taxonomy places the organism in Eukaryota, Fungi, Ascomycota, Pichiomycetes, Serinales, Debaryomycetaceae. The coding region runs from base 1 to 1620 and encodes 539 amino acids.